GGAGCGGCCGGGCGCAGCUUUGAAUAGGGAAGUUUUGCAGGGGGUUACAUUUGCAGCCAGCGCCGUGUUUGCAAAUAUUGAGCCCGCUCCUGAGCAAGUGUCCGCCGCCGGCCGCGGGAGGGGAGAGCGGCCGCCUCGGGAGACGUCCUGCUUUGCUGUGCAAUUAAACUUUGCAUGAAACUUCGGGUCUUUUUUCCUCCCUAAGGUCGCUAAGGAAUUAAUUUCUAUCUAUUUGUAUAUAUAUAUAUAUAUACAAUUUUUUUUUCUUCUCUGGAGGAAGGGGGGGGGCUUGGAGACUGAGAGCAGAGGGCUGACACCCCCCGCACACACCCCUCGAGCCCCGCACACAGGAGGCAGCUGUCCGUGUCCGCGGCCGCCAGCACGGACUUUGUUGUUGCAACUUGAGACAUGGAUGUGCUCCCCAUGUGCAGCAUCUUCCAGGAACUGCAGAUUGUGCACGACACGGGCUACUUCUCGGCCUUGCCGUCCCUGGAGGAAUAUUGGCAACAGACGUGUUUGGAGCUGGAACGGUAUCUUCAAAGCGAACCUUGCUAUGUGUCUGCAUCUGAAAUCAAAUUUGAUAACCAAGAGGAUCUCUGGACCAAAAUUAUUCUGGCACGUGAGAAAAAGGAGGAAUCUGAACUGAAGACUGCAUGUGUCUCAAAGGAGGACAGCCCUACCAGUCAGAACUUAGAGACCAAUAGUUUGAAUUCAGAUGUGAGCAGCGAAUCUUCAGACAGCUCUGAGGAGCUCUCGCCCACCACCAAGUUUACCUCUGACCCUAUAAGUGACGUUUUAACCAAUUCAGGAAACUUGUGUUCGUCUGUUACUUCCACUCCCCCAUCGUCUCCUGAGCUGAGCAAGGAGCCUUCUUCCCAGCUAUGGAAUUGUACGCCGGGUGAGUUGCAUUCACCGGGGAAAAUUCGUACCGGUACCGCUGGAAAGACUGCAGAAAAAGGUACACCCGCCAAUGGGGACACCUCGCCAGAUGGCAGAAGGCGUGUUCACAGGUGUCAUUUUAACGGUUGCAGGAAAGUUUACACCAAAAGUUCACAUCUGAAAGCACAUCAGCGCACUCAUACAGGGGAAAAGCCUUACAGAUGUUCGUGGGAAGGGUGUGAGUGGCGUUUCGCAAGAAGUGAUGAAUUAACCAGACACUUCAGAAAGCACACUGGUGCCAAGCCUUUUAAAUGUAGUCACUGUGACAGGUGUUUUUCCAGGUCUGAUCACCUGGCCCUUCACAUGAAGAGACACCUCUGAACAGGUCAAGAGGUGAAUCCUGUGGGCUAAGAGGCGUCAAGGUUGAAGAGCCUUGAGCAGAGGGAUGCGUGUUCCAGCCAAAGCAUGCCAUUUUGCACCCUACCCAGUUGCCUCCAGGACCUCACUUCCUUGAAGGUCUUUUGAGGGCUAAUAAGUCAUGUAAGAAACGGCAUAGCAACCAUGGUGCGUGAUGUUUGGGGUUUCCUGGACUCAUACACUGGUAUCUAACCUUCUGAGUGGCUCCUAAGCCUUUGCCGUGAGCAUGUGCACUGAGAAUGUUAAUGAUUGGGCGACUGUAUGCUAUGAGGAUCUAUUGACGAUUGUAUGCUGAGGCACAUUUUUUUUCUUGUGGUUGUUUUAUAACUGUAAGAGAAAAAAAAAAGUCUGAAUGUCUUGUAUGUGAGGAAUAUCUUGUGAGAUGGGACGACCACCAAUCAUUUCCAAGGGAUGGGGGGAGGGCUGUCUGCACCUUUUUAGAGGGAAAACAGAGAGGGGAAAGGGGAAUUAAAAAGAGUCAGGAUGCCAGAAUGGAGAUGGGGACCUCCCCGUUCCUGUGUGAGAGGAGCUUUAGGUGUCUGGUGCAGCUAUUAAACGUGCAAUGUGUCAAGUAGCUUGUUUUACUUGCUACAGAGCUCAUUUGUAAUCCAUUGUAUAAGCUGUGUAUUUACAAAUGUAACACAACUAUAACUUUUCAUUAUAAUACAAAAGUUAUUGCAUGGUUCUGGGGAACUAUAUGCUUUUCCAUUCUUUAAUCAGGACUGCAGUUUUGAUUCCAGUUAAGAGCAGCUAAAAUACAAUUGGUCUAAUGUUACAUAAUGUAUGGAACAUGAAUAAUUUUUUCUGUUGGGUGGAUAAAACCACUAUUGGUUAGAAACUGAUUUUUCUCAUGCAGCUAAUUUUUCUCUUAUUUAUGCCUUGAGGACUAACUUCUGGUUUUCUAGCUGUUAAUGCACUGUUGACCUUAAUAAUGGUGCCUUAUGCAAGUGACCUUCUCUUGUAGGGGGUCUUAUACAGGGGUAUGGGUGAUGCAUGCUUUAUUAAGGCUCUCUUUUCACCUGGCAUUGUACUGUAUCAAAUGUAUAAUAUGAGGGAAAAAAAAAAAAAAGGUUACUUCCAGGGUCCUCCUUCACAAAGACAAAUAUAGAGAAAAGUCAUUCAUGUCAGUACAGUAUUUGUUUAACUUAGACAAUUUGACUGUGUUACAGUAUAAUGCAUAUGCCAAUUGAAUACCUGACCAGUUCUGCCACCUUGAGACUUUUUAUAUUGACCUUGCACAACUGUGUAUAUACACACCCCAACUGUACUUAAUAUGUUGAGUUUUCAUACAUAUUAAAGAUACAGAAGUAUUAAAAGAUGUAUUUGCUUAAAAGGCACAAGUUUCACAUCUAUAUAUCUAGCUAUCUGUUGGUCAUACAGAAAGAAACUAUAUUACUUUUUUUUUUAAAAGUGGGCAGAAGAAUAAUUGUGUAUGUAUAUUUGUGUGUACAGUCUGUGUAUGUGUGUAUAUAUAUAGAUAAUAUAUAAAUAUUUUUUUUAAAAGGAAAAAAAUUUAGAACGCAUAGCUAGAAAAUGCCACAGCCCAUCAAAAUAUUCCCCCCCAAAUAUGGUCAUUAAGGAGACAAAGAAAUGAGAGAUACAGUUAUUAAAAUCUAGUGUUUUUAGAGGCUUUACCUUUAGCGUAAUGGUGUGCUAAAGGCUUUGUUGGCAUUCAGUCCUUCUCAGACUGCUGACUGUGUUUUGUAGUUAUUAGGUUGUCUGGAAUAGCGUAUCUGUGGCCAUUUAAGAAUGAUAUGAACCGAAUAUUGGCAUGCUAAAAGAAUAUUAGCUGUGUGCAGAUGAAGUACACUCAUAUUUUGGCCUUCCAGCUUAUGGAAGGAUUCGUGAGUGAGCUAGUCGUUGUGGUGGUUGAGCUCUAAUUUUGCAUAGUUCAGCUAAAAUGAAGACUGUUUUUUCCUAGAAUAGAAAUAGUCUGUCCAAAAGCAGUUGUUUUUUUUGUUUGUUUUUUUUUUAACCAGCUCACUACAGUUGAUGCAAUGAAACACGUGAUCUGUUUCUUUUUCUAUUUAUUAUUGGUCUUGCUUACUAUGCUAAUACGUUGGUAUAUCUUUCCUGGAAAUGUAUGUAGAUAAGUGGUUUAGGAAAAAGUAUGUGCCAGUGAUCUGGUUCUAUGGAACACACAGGCUUAAAUCAUUCUCAUUUCAUUUUUACUUUAAAUUGCCUGAAAAUGCACUUUUCCCCCUCCCCCCAAAAAACUAAAAUUUCCAGAAAGUGGAUUUCUAUUUAGAGUUGACUUUUGUUUUGUUUUGUUUUGUUUUAACUCCUUAUUUGCAUUGUCCUUGGCUUAGCCAUACUUCUGAAAAGCGAGAAAGUAAACAAAAGAAAAAAAAUUACCCCAAACUAAAAACAUUAAACUUGCACUGGCUUGUCUCAAUUGUGAAAUACCAUCAGACUUGUGUGGAUGGGGUGGGGCUGUGUGCCAUAUGUCAAAUGCCUGUAAUUUUCUUAACAAGCAAGUACAUUUUGUUCAGGUGAUAACUGAGCCUCAAUCAAGCUGAAAAAUAAAAAAUAAAAAAAAAAAAACAUUUUUGCUUGAAAUUUAAGAAAAAGUUUCUAUUAGUGAAAUUUCUUUUUUUGUUUUUGAAGCACCCUGUUAUCUAAAGAAUCUCUUUGUAAGAUUUUUGUAAAGAUUUUGUUUUACAAGAUUUUAUUUGAAAUUGUUUUUUGCAAGAUUGUUAUAUUUCUGUAUGAAUGUAUUUUUUAUUGGAAUAACAUAAAAAGAAAUUCUUAUCAGCAUCAUGUGUCUGGCUUCAUCCUUCUCCUCCCUGGAGGCACACACACCAAACAAUGCCAAAUGCUGUGUUGACGCUUUCUCUUGAGUCAUCUGAUCGCAUGUACAAACAUCUUUGGGUCAAGUUGCCUUGUGGAAGACAAGCUCCUGUGAGAAAGUAACUUGAUCAGUAGAAACACAGUGUUCUUCCAUAUCUGAACAGCCAUUGUUGAUUCAACUUUUGUCUUAGAAUAAAUAAUUAACAGGGUUGUUUCUGCAAGACCACACCUUGAUUCUGAAUCAUUGGCUCUGGAGAAGUGAAUGUACACAGGACAACUUCUGCUCGUGGGAAAUGAGAUUCUGUGAGCAUUUAUGGUGAAGGAACCAAACAGUAGAUGCCCAGGUGGGAGGCACCUGCCUUUAAACUUUUUAGCUGGGUGUGAGCCUUUGAACUGUCCCAUCCAUGGGGAAGCAAACCUGACACCUUCAAGGCACAGCUGAUGGAAAGAGCCAUGUGAAGUCUGUGUGGCCCAGAUGAAUGGACCUGAGCAUUCUGCAGGUCACUAACCCACUGGUGACCUCCAGCCAGCCAACUUCAAGGCUCUGUGAACUGCAAAGAGCAAUGGCUCUUCAAAGCAUGACUGGCAUGCACACCGGCUUUGGACACAUGCAGAACUCGUUUUAUGUUGCCUUGUGGCUUCUGUUUCACUCCUGCUUGUGUUAAAAACCCCUUAAGCAUCGAGUAAAAGAAUUUGCAGAAAUAGCAAGGUUACAUGCUGAGAAACUUGACAUUAGGCAUGUGAAUCGAGCUCCCUGGAUUUGAACAUCCAUAGUUUAAAAUUAGAAAUGUUCUAAAAAUGCUGCAGGGGAAAAAAAAAAAUACAUUCAAACUGAGGUGGAAAGGGUAUAGCAGGGAGACCCUGGGCAUGUGCCUCAGCACUGCAGUGGGCAAGUAAGCAGGCAAUAUGCCUCUCUAUAGGCAAGGGAGAAUUGGCAACUUAAGCAAAAUCCGGAUCUGCAAUGGAAGGGAGACAGCACAUUUUUCCACUUAUAAUACCUCUCACAAUGAAACAGAUGGGUUCUCAGAAACUUGUUGCAACAGAAAUAAUAAAAGGCUACGGAGGAUGAGGGAUUGUGACAUUUUGCCUUCUAUUCUGUAUAUAGCCUAGAAAUGGAAAUAUUUUUAAAGAACUGCGCUUGACCUUGGAGCUUCUCCACCCAAAAUGUUCAGUGGGUGUGUAAUACAGAACAAGGAUUGGCAAAUUCUUGACUGCUUAUAGGGUGUGUGUCAUCCAGGGCUGUGUCUUACCGUACCUUCAUUACAAAAAAAAAAGGCAUGAUAAAUCCGUUAUUAAGCAUGUUACUGAGAUGCUGAGAUUCCACCCCUUUUUAUUUCCAGACAGAUUGUACUAAAAAAGGGGGUGUUCGCAAUAAAUAAAUAAAGGCUGUUGGCAGAGAUAUUGGGUAACAAGGAAAUGGCAAAGCAGAAAGCAAUAGUCAUUUCAGGGGUAGUACAUUU
Molecule: messenger RNA, 5546 nt
Organism: Phasianus colchicus (ring-necked pheasant)
Lineage: Eukaryota; Metazoa; Chordata; Aves; Galliformes; Phasianidae
Gene: KLF6
Product: KLF transcription factor 6
Biological process (GO): regulation of transcription by RNA polymerase II
Molecular function (GO): RNA polymerase II cis-regulatory region sequence-specific DNA binding; DNA-binding transcription factor activity, RNA polymerase II-specific
Source: RefSeq, a predicted model, not a curated record